UAUAAAAGUUUCAUUGACAGCAGAAAUAAAAAAUAUCCAGAUACAAAGACCAGUGUGAACAUCUGUUGUGGAACUGGAUAUGUUUUAAAACAAGAAGAUCCUGUUACAAAUAAUGAUCAUUCUGAGGAAACAAAUUUAAAUGGAAGUAACAUAAAAGAAUCUAACAUAUCUCAGGGUGGCAAUAAACCUUUCAGUUAUGUAAUUGGGAAAAAACCUUAUAGUUGUUCAAUUUGUUCAAAAGAAUUUAGAACAAAUAAUACAUUAAAAAAUCAUGAAAGAAUACAUACUGGACAGAAACCUUAUUAUUGUGAAAUUUGUGGAAAAGAAUUUAAAACAAAUUGUGACUUAAAAAUGCAUCAAGAAAUUCACACUAGAGAAAAACAUUGUUGUGCAGUUUGUGGAAAACACUUUAGAAAAAAUAAUGAACUUAAAAAGCAUGAAAGCAAUACAUACUGAGGAAAAACCUUACCAUUGUGAAAUUUGUGGAAAAGACUUUAGAAUAAGCAAGUCCUUAAAAUAUCAUGAAAGAGUACAUACUGGAGAGAAACCCUUCAGUUGUGACUUUUGUGGAAAACAAUUUGGAAGUAAUUUUAGCUUAAAAAUACAUAAACAAACACAUACUGGGGAGAAACCUUACACAUGCACAGUAUGUGAUAAACAAUUUGGAACAAAUAAUGCAUUAAAAAAGCAUGAAAUAAUACAUACUGACAAGAAACCUUACUGUUGCAUAACUUGUGGAAAAUACUUUAAAACAAAUAAGGACUUACAAAUUCAUCAAGCAAAACACAGUGGGAAAAAACCUUAUUGUUGUACAGUUUGUGAAAAACAUUUUGGAACAAAUUAUGAAUUAAAACAGCAUGAAAGAACACAUACUGACAAGAAACCCUACUGUUGUGCAGUUUGUGGAAAAAACUUUAGAUUAAGGAGUUCCUUAAAAUGUCAUGAAAGAAUACAUACUGGAGAGAAACCUUACAGUUGUGACAUUUGCGGAAAAGAAUUUAGAGUUAAAUGUAGCCUAAAAACACAUAAACGGGUACAUACUGGGGAGAAACCUUACACUUGUGUAGUAUGUAAUAAACAGCUUAAAACAAAUAGUGCAUUAAGAUAUCACGAAGGAAUACAUACUGGUGUGAAACCUUACACUUGUGCAGUAUGUAAUAAACAGUUUAGAACAAAUAAAGCAUUGAGAUAUCAUAAAAUAAUGCAUACUGAGGAGAAACCUUACACUUGUGUAGUAUGUAAUAGAAAGUUUAGAACAAAUAGUGCAUUAAGAUAUCAUAAAGGAACACAUACUGGUGUGAAACCUUACACUUGUGUAGUAUGCAAUAAAGAGUUUACAGGACAUACUGCAUUUCAAUAUCAUAAAAGAAUACACACUAGGAGAAACCUUAAACGUGUAUAGUAUUUAAUAAACAGUUUAGAAUAAAUAAAGCAUUGAGAUAUUAUAAAGGAAUACAUACUGGGGAGAAACCUUACUGUUGUAUAGUUAGUAAAAUUGAUUUUGAAGUAACUCUGGUUUAGAAAGAUAUCAAAGAAACUUUGUUUUAAAAAAAAACAUCAAAGCAUACGCUUUGGAUAAAAUCCAUAUAUAUUCUUUCAGUUCUUAGAACAACUUCUGAAUGUGGUAAUUGUUGAACCACAUGAAUUAAGGUGUACUGGUCUAUCUUUGGUGUGUUUUUGAUGCCUUUAGCUGGGAAUUAUUGUGUUUGUCAUGACAAUGUGUAAACAAAGAAAAUGAAAAGAGAAAAGUUAAAUAUGAAUGGAAGUGGAUGGAGAGGACAUCCAUUGUUCCUGUAAAAGGAGGAAACUUGAUAACUGUCUAGUUUUUCUUCCUUAUUCUUUAUGUAUAUACUAUAUGAGUAAUGAUUAGAACCAGUUUCUAUAUAUAUUAAUAUUUCAACAUGUACUGAGAAUUUGGUGUUAUAUUUGAUUUCCAUGGAUUUGAUUUUGUGAACACUUCUGAAUUCUGGGACUUGAAUGAUCUAGAACUACCAAUCUCACUUUUCCUUGCUGAAGAAAGUAAUUGUACAGUUUCUUGUAAGAUGAUUCUGUCACAAACUUAAUAAAAGAAUAAACAAAAUAUUAAUAACCAUAUUUAUUAUGCCUAAAGUUUAAUAUUUAUAAAUAUUUAACCUGCAUAAGGAUCUCUUGAAUAGGAAUUUUAAAGUUUUGAUGUUUAAAGAACAUGUUAAGAGGACAAAGCAUCAACCAACCACUUGUAAAAUAAGAUACUAUUUAAAAUUAAUUGAUGAAAUUAGUGGUUGAAAGUAAAGUUUAUUGUUGUAAUACUAUACCAUCAUAUUUCCACAGUUGAAUUUUUUUAUUGUAAACCUUUCUGUUGAACAUAAUCUUAUACCUUUAUUUUAUGUUUUGAAUACUAUUUCGGUCGAGAGAUUAAAGUUUUAUAAGGUGUGAAUAUGUGCAAAUUGUCAUAAUUAUUUUGACAUUUAUGAUUUAUUGUGAUUGUAUUAGACCAUUGAAAUAAAUUUAGAAGUACAUCAAAUAAUGGACUAUUACACAAAA
Limulus polyphemus (Atlantic horseshoe crab) is the source of this 2523-nucleotide messenger RNA. Its product is annotated as gastrula zinc finger protein xLCGF3.1-like. The record is from RefSeq and is a predicted model, not a curated record. Lineage: Eukaryota; Metazoa; Arthropoda; Merostomata; Xiphosura; Limulidae. Bases 422 to 1402 code for a protein of 326 amino acids. The transcript is spliced from 2 exons.